GCCGGAAAGGCUGCGGGCGAACAGCCCCGCCAGCGUCCCCGGGUACCGAGCCCAGCCGUGCCGGCGGAAAGGGCGGCCGAGGCGGGGGCAUCGCGGCGUGGCCACAUCAGCCCCCGCCUGCCCAGCGCCGGCGCUUGGCUGCUGAGGCGCACAGCGGCCCCCAGGAGGCGGCGGCGGCGGCCGGGGACGCUGAGGAGGAGCCGCCUGCGCGGCCCAGCGGCGGCGGCGGGCGGGCCGGACACACCGACCAACCGACCGACCGACCCACCGAGCAGCCGCGGCACGGAGAGAGGGAGGGAGGGCAGAGCGGCAGCGCAGCCUGCGCCGGCAGCGCCAUGGCCACCAAGGCUCGUGUUAUGUAUGAUUUUGCUGCUGAGCCUGGAAACAAUGAGCUGACAGUCAGUGAAGGGGAGAUCAUCACAAUCACCAACCCGGAUGUUGGUGGAGGCUGGUUAGAAGGAAAAAACAGCCAAGGCGAGAGAGGACUUGUUCCAACAGAUUAUGUUGAGAUUAUAACAGAAGGUGCAAAGGAUGGCAUUAGCUGCGGUAACUCAUUAGCUGAUCAGGCCUUUUUUGAUUCCCUUUCUUCAAAUACAGCUCAGACCAACUCUGCUGCCAAAAGCAGUAAUCAGGCAAGCAUUGCCAAUGAUCCUUGGUCCAGCUGGAACGUUGGGAAGUCUGGGAACUGGGAUAAUGGAAAUGCUGUUGACAGCUGGACAACAAAACCUGAAAGUGCACCUGGCCAGAGAAACAGCGCUUCAAAUAACUGGGAGGCAGCAGCAGCAUUUGGUCAUCCACAGGCAUAUCAAGGACCAGCUGCUGAUGACGAUGAUUGGGAUGAUGACUGGGAUGACCCAAAAUCAACUUCACCAUCUUACCUUGGUUACAAGGAGACUGAGGCAUCAGAGGCUGGGGGGGUCCAGCGUGGAAAUUCUCGUGCAGCUGCUAUGAAGUUACCACUUAACAAGUUUCCUGGAUUUGCAAAACCUGGAAUGGAACAGUAUCUAUUGGCAAAGCAGCUAGCAAAACCCAAAGAAAAAAUUCCCAUAAUUAUUGGUGAUUAUGGCCCAAUGUGGGUAUAUCCUACCUCUACAUUUGACUGUGUGGUGGCAGAUCCCAAAAAAGGUUCUAAAAUGUAUGGUCUCAAGAGCUACAUUGAGUAUCAGCUGACCUGCACUAACACUAAUCGGUCUGUCAACCACAGAUACAAGCACUUUGACUGGUUGUAUGAGCGGCUCCUGGUUAAAUUUGGAUUAGCCAUUCCAAUCCCUUCUCUUCCAGACAAGCAAGUAACAGGGCGCUUUGAAGAAGAAUUUAUCAAAAUGCGCAUGGAGAGGCUGCAAGCUUGGAUGACGAGAAUGUGUCGCCAUCCUGUUGUCUCAGAAAGUGAAGUUUUCCAGCAAUUUCUCAAUUUCCGAGAUGAGAAGGAGUGGAAAACCGGAAAGAGGAAGGCAGAAAAAGAUGAAACUGUAGGAGUCAUGAUCUUUUCUACAAUGGAACCAGAAGCUCCUGACUUGGACAUGGUAGAAAUAGAACAGAAAUGUGAUGCAGUGGGUAGGUUCACCAAAGCAAUGGAUGAUGGAGUUAAAGAGCUGCUGACAGUGGGACAAGAGCACUGGAAGAGGUGUACAGGGCCACUACCCAAGGAAUACCAGAAGAUAGGAAAAGCAUUGCAGAGCCUGGCACUGGUCUUCAGCACUAGUGGAUACCAAGGAGAAUCUGAUCUCAAUGGAGCAAUAACAGAAGCAGGGAAAACUUAUGAAGAAAUUGCCAGUCUUGUAGCAGAUCAGCCAAAGAAAGAUCUUCACUUUUUGAUGGAAACAAAUCAUGAAUAUAAGGGAUUUCUUGGUUGCUUCCCUGACAUCAUAGCAGCUCAUAAGGGAGCAAUAGAACGAGUGAAGGAAAGUGACAAGUUAGUUGCAACCAGUAAAAUAACACCCCAAGACAAACAGAACAUGGUGAAACGUGUGAGCACCAUGGCUUAUGCACUACAAGCUGAGAUGAAUCACUUCCACAGUAACCGGAUCUAUGACUACAACAGCGUCAUUCGUCUCUAUCUGGAGCAGCAGGCACAGUUCUAUGAAACGAUUGCACAGAAGCUGAGGCAGGCACUCAGCCGCUUUCCUGUGAUGUAGAGAAUAAGGAGUAUUCAACAAUACAGAACAACUCCAAAGUGCUUUUCUGAUGUGGGGGCAAUGCUAAUAAAAACUUGUUAGCCUUUGCAAAAAAAAAAUCCCAAAAAACCCCAAACCAACAAGAAUCAGUUGUUAAAAAAAGUAUUAUUUCAAAUUUUCCUUUAUAGGCCUAAAUCGUACAAUAAGGCUCUCCUGUCUUGAAAGCUCUCCCAUUUAUAUCAUUAUUUAAAUAAAAACAGCUGGGCAAUGCUGUCAGUUAUAGCCAUCUAAAUUAUCAAGCUGAUAUGUUGCCAUGGACUUCACGAAGACUUGUCUGAUGUUAUUCCAAAAACUUUGCAACAACACCAGAGUGACACAUUUGUAGCUUUUUUAUAAAUGGGAAAGCAGACAAACUUAAGAAAAUGACCUAAUAUUCAUUAUAUUCAAUUGAGCUCUCCAGCAAUUCAGUAACCAGGAGGAAUUAUAUUCAUGUAUGUUUCUGGCACAUGUUUGUGAUAAUCUCCUGACUGAACGCUUUGCUCUUAAGUUUUGCUUCCCAUAUGCAGCCAUGGCAUCCUGCUCCCAGUAUGACUUCUGGUAAAUAUAAAUCAUUCUUCCCUCUCUUCUUUUUCCUUCUAACGAAAUCUUGUUCUUGUGGCGCACCACCUCAGAGCUUAUGUCAGGCUCACUUUUUCACUAUGCACUGUGUAAGAAGACAAAGUACAAACAAGGAACGAGCCAUUCAGGAAAGUGUGAAAAACAGUUUUCCAUACCAGCACUUUGACACCCCAGUGUUAUGCUGUAAGGCACUGGUGUUUCUCAGUGCUGUACAGGGCCAGCUUCCCCUCUGACAGUUUGUAGUGUUUCAGCAGAGGGGACUGUGCCACAUCUAACCCCAACUAGUAGACCUCCCCAAAUUCCAACUAAGCUCAGGUCUUCGUGUAGUAGUAUGGUGUGCUAUUGGUUCAGGUUGACUUUUUGUUGCCUUCUAAUGCAAACUCAAAGGUGACAAAAGUACUGAAUGACAUCAUUAGUUAUUACACAAACUCUGUUAUUUGAUCAUCAUCUUUUAUCAAGUGACUCAGUAUCCUCUUCCAUACUACUGAAGUACCAUUUGAGGCCUUGGCUUUUCACAGAAUCAAACCAAAAAAAGCCACCACCAACUGUGUUCACAGUGGGCACCAAGUACAGUAAUUCAUUUCUUGCCAUAGGCAAGCAGGAAAGCCAAAACACAGUUUCUACUAAAAUGUGCCUAGAAAAUAAAUAUUUUAGUUUAAAAAAUUAAAAAACAAAAACUAAAAAGGCAUUUUACCAAUAAGCCAUUCUAAGUGACGGGUACAGUCUGCCAGUUCAAUAGUUGCCUUACUCUGUUUUGCAUUGGUGUUACUUUUCUGUGCUAGAAGGAAAAUCUGGGUCUGCCUGAAUAACCUGAAACCAAACCAAGCCAGACUAGGCCUAAGUCUAGAUGCUUCUCAGUGUCACGAGUUUUGUUCACCUUUUAUAAACCUUGUCUUUUUCUCCUCCCAAUUUUAGUUUGCUUCCAAAAUUCCAUAGUGCAGUGUUGUUUGAUACAGCCAUUUAAAUAUGUACAAAUUGUAAAGAAUGUGUAUAAAUGUUUUACACCAAAUGUAAGAUCUGCUUGCAUGUAGAAACAACUUAUAUAAUAAAUUGUUACAAUGUGUACAGUAAA
Messenger RNA from Haemorhous mexicanus (house finch), 3804 nucleotides. It is a transcript of the gene SNX9, whose product is annotated as sorting nexin 9. The record is from RefSeq and is a predicted model, not a curated record. Lineage: Eukaryota; Metazoa; Chordata; Aves; Passeriformes; Fringillidae. The transcript is spliced from 18 exons. Gene Ontology annotation, cellular component: cytoplasmic vesicle; plasma membrane. Gene Ontology annotation, biological process: endocytosis; intracellular protein transport; mitotic cell cycle. Gene Ontology annotation, molecular function: protein binding; phosphatidylinositol binding. The coding region runs from base 336 to 2135 and encodes 599 amino acids.